Gossypium raimondii (Peruvian cotton) is the source of this 1986-nucleotide messenger RNA. Its product is annotated as shikimate O-hydroxycinnamoyltransferase. The transcript has 3 exons. The coding region runs from base 508 to 1845 and encodes 445 amino acids. The record is from RefSeq and is a predicted model, not a curated record. Gene Ontology annotation, molecular function: acyltransferase activity, transferring groups other than amino-acyl groups. Lineage: Eukaryota; Viridiplantae; Streptophyta; Magnoliopsida; Malvales; Malvaceae.
ACUUUCUGACUUUCCCUUCUGUCAGUUUUUCAUCAACAGGUUUGCCUCUGACCAGAACAUCAAUGGAUGUUAGUGUAAAGAGAUGGAGCAUGAUACGCCCUGCUCAAGAUACUCCUAAAGAAAGGCAAUGGAUUUCAAAUCUGGACGUGGUGAUGACAACAUACCAUCUCCCUUUGCUGUUUUUCUACAAACCAAAUGGCUCCUCUGAUUUCUUUAAGCCUCAAGUGCUACAGGAGGCUUUAAGCAAGACUCUUGUGCAAUUCUAUCCUAUGGCUGGGAGGUUGGGGCGUGAUGAAAAUGGUAGGCUCGAGAUAUUAUGCAACGCAGAGGGUGUUCUGUGGAUAGAAGCUGAAACUACAUAGGCCAUGGAUGAUCUCGACGGCUUUACUCCCUGCUCAAAACUGAGGAAACUGGUUCCCACGGCUGAUUACUCUGGAGAUAUCAGUUCUUAUCCGCUUAUUAUGGCUCAGUUUUUCAUCAACAGGUUUGCCUCUUACCAGAACAUCAAUGGAUGUUAGUGUAAAGAGAUGGAGCAUGAUACGCCCUGCUCAAGAUACUCCUAAAGAAAGGCAAUGGAUUUCAAAUCUGGACGUGGUGAUGACAACAUACCAUCUCCCUUUGCUGUUCUUCUACAAACCAAAUGGCUCCUCUGACUUCUUCAAGCCUCAAGUCCUACAGGAGGCUUUAAGCAAGACUCUUGUGCAAUUCUAUCCUAUGGCUGGGAGGUUGGGACGAGAUGAAAAUGGUAGGCUCGAGAUAGUAUGCAACGCAGAGGGUGUUCUGUGGAUAGAAGCUGAAACUACAUCGGCCAUGGAUGAUCUCGACGGUUUUACUCCCUGCUCAAAACUGAGGAAACUGGUUCCCACGGCUGAUUACUCUGGAGAUAUCAGUUCUUAUCCGCUUAUUAUGGCUCAGGUAACUACUCUUAAAUGCGGUGGAGUUUGUCUUGGAAUAGCAACUCAUCAUACUUUGACUGAUGGCACAACGGCCUUACAUUUCAUUAAUAGUUGGUCUGAAAUGGCAAGAGGCUUGCCCGAGAUUAGCAUGCCACCACUUAUUGACCGAACCCUUCUCCGAGCAAGAGUGCCACCAAUCCCUAGAUUUCAUCAUCUCGAAUAUGACCGACCUCCUUCCUUAUACACCUCUACAUCACUUGGCCCUAAUAACCAUAAACCCUUAACUGUAUCUGUUUUCAAGAUCACACAAAAUCAACUUAAUACCCUAAAAGCCAAGUCAUGGGAACAUGGAAACAAAACCAAUUGCAGCACCUUCACCAUUCUAGCUGCAUACAUAUGGCGCUGUGCAACUAAAGCUUGGGGCCUCUCAUAUGAUCAACCAACCAAGUUACACAUGCCAACUAAUGGACGCCCCAGACUACAUCCUCCCCUCCCAUCAACGUACUUGGGCAACGCAAUGUUUGCAGCUUCAUUAAUUGCUCUAUCUGGAAAUCUCCAAUCAAAACCAUUUGUAAAUACCCUAGAACGAGUUCAUGGAACAUUGCAAAGGAUGAAUAAUGAGUAUCUAAGAUCAGCUCUUGACUACCUAGAAACACUGCCAGAUAUAACAGUUGCCAGGAGAACACCGGACACUUACCAUUGCCCAAACCUAAGUAUCAACAAAUGGACACGACUGUCUUUAUAUGAUGCAGAUUUUGGAUGGGGUCGACCAAUAUACAUGGGUCCAGCAAACGUUGUCCAUGAAGGAAAAAUAUAUAUACUACCAAGUCCAACCGAUGAUGGGAGCUUGUCAUUGGUAGCAUGCCUACAGACUGCUCAUAUGAAACUCUUCGAGAAACAUCUAUACGAAGGCUUGAAGUCAUUUGACAAGAUCAAAGCUCAAUAUUAGUUGUUUGUUCUCUCUAUCAAUAUAUGUAUAAACCUAUAAAUCUUCUACUUAUGUUUCUUUAACUAAGACUUUUUGUUUGGAUCCUGUUUAUUUGAAAUUUACCAUCUAAGCUGGCCUGGCAAACAGGUCUUUUAUUGGUAA